AGUGGACUGUUUCAAGUUCCCCCCGGCUGAAACCCUGCCUGAUUUGUGGGCAAUGUUGGGGAUGUAGAAAAAAAGGAAACCGGAGCAAAGAGAGCGCAAGGGAGAAAUAGGGAGACAGCACUAACUGGGUAGCUAUGGAGAUAGUAGGUUUUCCUGGUAGCUUUCUUUGACAGGUGUCGAGUGGGAUAAAAUAAAGUAUCAGAACAGACUCCAAGAUGUACGGCAAGGGCAAAGGAGCUGUGGUCCCCUCCGAUAGCCAAGCAAGAGAAAAGUUAGCAUUAUACGUGUACGAGUACCUGCUACAUGUGGGAGCACAGAAAUCUGCACAGACCUUCCUGUCUGAGAUUCGAUGGGAGAAGAAUAUUACAUUAGGGGAGCCCCCCGGAUUCCUCCAUUCGUGGUGGUGUGUAUUCUGGGAUUUGUAUUGUGCGGCUCCGGACCGGAGGGAGACAUGCGAGCACUCCAGCGAGGCAAAGGCCUUCCACGACUAUAGCGCAGCAGCAGCGCCCAGCCCAGUGAUGGGAAACAUGCCCCCGAACGACGCCAUGCCAGGCGGUCCCAUGCCUCCAGGCUUCUUCCAGGGACCACCCGGCUCUCAGCAGUCCCCCCACGCACAGCCCCCCCCACACAACCCCAGCAACCCCAUGAUGGGACCCCAUGGCCAGCCUUUCAUGUCACCACGGUAUCCAGGUGGACCGCGCCCUUCACUCCGAAUGCCAAAUCAGCCUCCAGGAGGAAUCCCUGGAUCUCAGCCUCUCCUGCCAAACAGUUUGGACCCGACAAGACCGCAAGGACAUCCUAACAUGGGUGGACCAAUGAGAAUGAACCCUCCUCGAGGAAUGGCGAUGGGCCCACAGAAUUAUGGAGGUAUGAGGCCUCCUCCCAACUCCAUGGGCGGCCCCAUGCCAGGCAUGAACAUGGGUCCUGGAGGACGAGGGCCUUGGCCAGGGCCUAAUGCGAACUCUAUAGCCUACUCCUCCUCAUCUCCAGGGAACUACGUGGGUCCUCCAGGCGGAGGGGGUCCACCUGGAACUCCCAUCAUGCCCAGCCCAGGUGAUUCAACUAACUCCAGUGAAAACAUCUAUACAAUGAUGAAUCCUAUUGGACCAGGAGGCAACAGACCCAAUUUCCCAAUGGGACCUGGGCCUGACGGGCCAAUGGGAGCCAUGGGAGCCAUGGAGCCACACCACAUGAACGGAUCACUUGGGUCUGGGGAUAUGGAUGGGUUGCCAAAGAGCUCUCCUAAUAACAUGGGGGGCAUGAACAACCCUCCUGGAACGCCGAGAGAUGACGGCGAAAUGGGCGGGAACUUCUUGAACCCAUUCCAAAGCGAAAGUUAUUCACCCAACAUGACGAUGAGUGUGUGAUUUUAUUUUUUCCUUUUUUUUUUGUAUUUUUUUUGUUUAUUUUUCCCCUUACUUUUAUAUCCCUGCACCUGAUAUUUUUUUUUCUUCAAUUCAAUCCUUACUUCACCUCGGGUUGGACCGCCUCCACUCCUCAAACACAUCCUCUGCCCCCACCCCUCAAUACGGGAUCUGCUGCCCCUCCCUCCCCUUUCCCCUUCUCACUCGGGAACUCUACGGCCACACAGCCUUCUGGGACAGCCCUUGAGCAUGCUGGGACUCUGAUUAAGACGGGCCCUCCUGGAGCAUGCAAGAUGGCCGCCGGUCUGAAUAGGAAGCAGUCACAGAGCAACAGGAAGAGCCUCCUCUCUGACUCCGGCCCCGGCCUCCCUGGCUUUCUGUCAGGUUCUAGACAAUGAGCGAAGGGAAGGAGGACAAUUGGAGAGAGAGAGAGGGAGAGAGGGAGAGGAGACUGGGUAACACAGCCCUCCCCUGAGGACACAGUGUUGGGUCUUUUAGCAGCUGCCUGGAAUCUUUCUCAACCACAACUUUGGGCUUUUUAAACGAUUUUUAUUGUCUUUUUUUGUUGUUGUUGUUGGUGUUGCUGUCCCCUUUGAUGGAUUCAGCUGAGGGUCGGAUGAAAUUACCUUUUUUUUUUUUUUUUUUUGCCCAUCCACGUCGUUCUAUCUGUGUGAACAUUUUUAACAGAGGUGUUGUGAUGAUCAGUGAAUUUUUUUUCCCCAUUUUUUUUUUUGUGUAUGUAUUGUAUCAUUGCUAUUUUUUUAUUAUUGUAUUAUUGUUUUUAAUGAUAAUGUUAUGAUCAUUUUAAGAUUAGGUUCUAAUUUCUGUUGUUUCUAAGGGCACAUUAUUAUGGUGAAGACAGCGUAUGUGCACACAAAUCAGAAAUUGUUUGCUGUGUAACCUGUGGCUCCAUGUGAGCACACUGCCCCCUGCAGGUAAGAUAUUAUCCAUCGUGGUACUGAUUGGCCCCCUCACUUUUUUCUUUUUUUUUUUUUUAAUCUCUUUCACAUUUCUGAAUUUUUAACUUCUUGCUCAGUAAUCCAAACCAGCAGAAGAAGAAGCGGCUCCUGUUUUUAGUAGCUUCCAUGCAGUGAAAUGCACAGCUCUAUUUAUUUAUGUACUUUAAAUUUGUCUUAUGAAUCAUUGUUACUUUUUUAAAAAGUGUUAUCCCUGUUUUUUGUUUUGUUUUGUUUUUUUAAACUGCAGAACUAGUAGCAACUGUGUAAAUAUGCAGAAUCAGUCAGCAGCAUCCACUCCUCACCGUCUGACGUCAUUUGACUCCUCCAUCCGAGCCCUGAAGGUGCUCUGUCGUGUCAACCAUUUUGACCCCGCUCACGCUGCUUGCACUGCUGCUGCUGCUGCCCUCUUAGGUUACUGUUCACUUUCAACAUGUACGUAGGCUGCGUUAUCGUCUCUGCUGACCUCGUCGUGAACACUUGGGUUGUUUUUGUUUGCCGAUGAGUCCUCAACACACUGUGAUAUAUGUCUGUGCUUUAUGGAAAUGUGCUUCUACACGCCAGUCAGUUUAGCUUGCAGACAUUUCUGUUUCCUUACAUGCAGUGCUCCCUCAAUACGCUUGCCUCUGGUGAAAGGACUUCUGGCUCUCUGCUGAUUGGAUCCCUGGUGUUUUUUAUGCCUGAGCAAAGCAGGUCAGAAAGUGGCAAAGCGUUGCUCUGUUGACUGUUGCAAGUGGCCUCCCUCCCCUCGCUCACCUUUAAAGAAAAACACCUCCGUCCUUUUCCCACCUUUCUAACAGGCCAGCACCCACACACAGUCACACACACACACACCCACCCCUCUCUAUUUUUUUUUUUUUUUUUUUUUGUACAACUUUCUCCAUCUUCUUGAUUUUAAUUUUUUUUGUAAAUACUGUAAAAUGCAUUUUGAUAUCAUUGACAUGUUUUGAUAUUUUCAAAUCACGACAACAGUUCAGAUCAGAAACAUGCUGAUUCGGGCAACUGUGUGUAUUUGUUCAGAUGGUGUGUCUUUUACUCAGAAGUGAUAUGAAAUGAUGAGAAACAGAAACUGGAGCUGCUAUAUGGACUAUUAUGCUAUUUCUUCUCAUCACAGACAAACGUGGGGCUUUACUGUGCAUCAGAGCUGAAGCGUCGAGGCUUCUGAGACAGUGAGGGAGGGGAAUUUUGAAUUUUGAACGCCGUCACACAAAUUUCAAAAUCUUAAAAAAAUGAUUCUCGUCCAGAAGCAUCCCUCCGCUUGCUGCUGUUCUUGGUAAAUUUUGAGUGAGGUGGCCAAAAAAAAAAAAAAAAAAAAAAAGCCUCGAAACAGGCAUAUUUUUCACUAUUUUUGACAGGGAAUUUGCAAGAGCAGAGCAUAAAGAAGCCAGUUUUUCUUAAUAAAACUUCUGCCUCAGACGCUGCAUUUCAGCUUCCGCCCUCUCGAUACAACCCAAACAGGAAGCAGGACACCGUCUCUCAACCCAACACACCAGGGACCAGACAGAGAACAGACUUUACUAUGAAGGAUUUUUUUUUUGUUUUUGUCUAUUUAAAACGGGGUGGGAGAAAUGUUUUUGGGAAAGUAAGGAGGAAAAAAAAAAAAACAGAUUUGUUCUUAUUGCUGAGAAAAGGUAGAGAGAGUGCGGGAACAGGCGCUUCCUCCCCUGUACUUUGAAAUACUGUUGUAUAAAUGCAGUCAAACUUCUCUCUAUCUUUCUGUCCUGUAAGUAAAGCCGUCACAACGUUGAUCAUUUCUGUAUUUCUAUUGUGCUGAUGUAUAAUACUGUAACAUUCAUGGGUAGGGAGGGUUAAGAGAGGAUUUUUUUUCUUUUUUUUUUUUUUUGAGGGGAGUAAAGAUUUUUUCUGUUCUGUUCCUCAUUUUUCCUCUUGAUGACAAAGCAGUAUUGAAUAUGAGGCAGUCUGUCCUUGGGGAGUUGCUUUGUAUCUCAUGUUAGGGUAGUUUCAGAUCCUAAAUGUCUCGUGUAGUAAAAUAAGAGGUUCCUUCUUCGUAUGUUUCUUUAUAUUGUAAAGUUUCUUUAGGAAAAAAAGUUGCUUAUUGGAAAAAAAAGGUGGGAAAACUGCAUUGAUAAUAAAUGUAAUUUUCUUUUUUUUUCCUUUUUUUUUGGUUUUGUUUUAAUUUUCAUCAAGUUGUCAGUCGUUUUUGCCUGUGUCCCCCUUGUUGUAGAUACAUAUUAAAAACAAAUAAAAUGACUUCACUCCUUUUGCCAUGAA
Molecule: messenger RNA, 4552 nt
Organism: Scatophagus argus
Lineage: Eukaryota; Metazoa; Chordata; Actinopteri; Scatophagidae
Exons: 18
Coding region: 216-1367 (383 amino acids)
Biological process (GO): positive regulation of transcription by RNA polymerase II
Cellular component (GO): nucleus
Molecular function (GO): protein binding; single-stranded DNA binding
Source: RefSeq, a predicted model, not a curated record